Molecule: messenger RNA, 1011 nt
Organism: Onthophagus taurus
Lineage: Eukaryota; Metazoa; Arthropoda; Insecta; Coleoptera; Scarabaeidae
Source: RefSeq, a predicted model, not a curated record
UGUCCCUAAUGCAGCCGAGUGGGUUCGUAUCGCGGACUGGGCCGGCCAUUUUCCGACGAGACCAGUUUGUUUGUCAGUUUAGUUCAAAAUUGAAAUUGUAAUCUAUGUCAGAACCACAGUCAGCUUUACUGCUCAGGAAACAGCUCGCAGAACUAAACAAGAACCCGGUUGAGGGCUUCUCUGCUGGACUUAUAGACGACAAUGAUAUUUAUAGGUGGGAGGUGCUCAUUAUUGGACCGCCUGACACUUUAUACGAGGGUGGUUUUUUCAAGUGCCAUCUCCACUUUCCAAAGGAAUAUCCUUUACGGCCGCCCAAGAUGAAAUUCGUUACCGAAAUUUGGCACCCAAACAUCGAUAAAAACGGAGAUGUAUGCAUUUCGAUAUUACACGAACCUGGUGAUGAUAAGUUCGGUUAUGAGAAGGCAUCAGAAAGGUGGCUUCCGGUGCACACGGUAGAGACAAUCCUGAUAUCGGUCAUUUCGAUGCUCGCCGAUCCGAACGACGAAUCGCCGGCAAACGUGGACGCGGCUAAAGAGUGGCGUGAAUCGUACGCGGAGUUCAAGAGGAAGGUUGCCAGGUGCGUGCGGAAGUCCCAAGAGGAGUGUUAGUAGAGGUGUGCCCCCGAAGAAGUGAAAGCAACAACAACCAUCAUUUUCAAACGAUUUUUAAAAGUUGAAAAAAAUAUUAAUUAUUAUUAAACAACAAAAAAACACGUCUCUAGGUUUAUAAAAAGUAACAAAUUGAAAAAAAAAUAAGAAAAUUAUUAAAAAAAAAACUGAAAAACCAGCGUCGUUUUAUCAAUUUAAAAAAAGGCGAAGGAAAGAAUCCUAAAGUGAGGUUAUGUGUUUAUUUAGAAAAAACUUUUUUUCUUUACUCCUUUUAUUUAAAAAAAAAUAAUCGGGAGAACUCAUUAAUGAAUUGUUUAUUAACGAUUACCCUUAAAUGAUUCUUCUUUUUAUUAAUUAUUUUGAAUUGUUUUUUUUUUUUCUAAUUAAAGACAAGUUGAUGAUU